UUAGGACCUCUUGUCAGUAAAUAUGAGAAAACUGAAUGAGUUAGGUUUAGGUUACUUUGUAACGCACAUAUGUCUUACGUACAUGUACUACGUGAAAUGUGCACAGUUAUAUACGCCUUAGGCCUAACACUAAGUAACACAACCGUGUUAUGUCUGAUGUUCUAAAUAUGUUUACAACCGAUGUUGUCAUGACUGAAUUACCUGUACAUUUGUGACAUGGAGUAUGGAAUUCGUACAUAAUAUAUAUAUAUACUUGGGACUUAUCGGGACCAUAUCAUUUAUAUUGUUCUCAUUAAUCAUAGUAGUUGUAAUAUUCCUUUAUGCAUUUGUAGUGUGCAUAUAUUGCCCUCAAAAAUCACCUCUUUUCAAAUUUGGGAAAAGAUUUCUGAUUGUAAUUGCACAUCCCGACGAUGAAUGCAUGUUUUUUGCUCCUGCCAUUCAACAGAUAAAAUCAGCUUUUUCAAGACAUCCAGAAAAUUUUACAGAUAUUUAUAUUUUGUGUUUAUCCAUAGGUGAUUUCUAUAAACAAGGUAACAUCAGGAAGAAGGAAUUAAUACAGAGCUGCAGCAUACUGGGAGUGCCUUCAGGAAACGUUUUUGUUAUUCAACAUACCAAGAUGCCGGACAGUCCUCACUGUGUUUGGAGGGAUGACCUGGUAGGAAGGAUCAUUCUCAAAUACACAAACAUGCUAUCUGUAGAUGUUGUGAUCUCUUUUGACGAACGUGGAGUCAGUGGACAUCCGAACCACAUAUCUCUAUUUAACGGAUUGAGUUAUCUAACAGAUGAAGACCUAGUACCUGUAGGCUGCAGGUUUCUUCUACUGAAAACAGUGAAUAAGCUGAGAAAGUAUUGUAGUGUUUUUGAUUUCCCACUCAGUGUCUGUGAAGAUGGUUGCGUCUUAAUUUCAUGCCCCCUUUACAUUCUGCGCGCCCAGAGAGCAAUGAGAGCCCACUCUAGCCAGCUAGUGUGGUUCAGAUGGCUGUACAUCUUUUUCUCUCGUUACAUGAUUAUCAACAGUCUCGUUGAACUGAAGAAGAAGAAUAAAACAGAUUAGCCAUACAA
This is a messenger RNA of Limulus polyphemus (Atlantic horseshoe crab), 1062 nucleotides long. It is a transcript of the gene PIG-L, whose product is annotated as N-acetylglucosaminyl-phosphatidylinositol de-N-acetylase-like. Lineage: Eukaryota; Metazoa; Arthropoda; Merostomata; Xiphosura; Limulidae. The transcript has 7 exons. Gene Ontology annotation, biological process: GPI anchor biosynthetic process. Gene Ontology annotation, molecular function: N-acetylglucosaminylphosphatidylinositol deacetylase activity. Gene Ontology annotation, cellular component: endoplasmic reticulum. The coding region runs from base 224 to 1054 and encodes 276 amino acids. The record is from RefSeq and is a predicted model, not a curated record.